Molecule: messenger RNA, 1309 nt
Organism: Hydra vulgaris (swiftwater hydra)
Lineage: Eukaryota; Metazoa; Cnidaria; Hydrozoa; Anthoathecata; Hydridae
Product: trans-L-3-hydroxyproline dehydratase
Molecular function (GO): hydro-lyase activity
Source: RefSeq, a predicted model, not a curated record
CUUCUUUUUCGAUUUCUUGUCAAAUGAUGCUAAAAAUUAUUCCAUCUUGACCAGCAAGGCAGCGACAUGGCAAAAUCUUGAAUCUCAGAUUAAAUGCUGCUCUUAAAGAGCAAGUGAUUUCAACUUUUAAUCAAAGUGUGUUUAACGGUAAGCUUUAAAGAGGUUACAUUACAAAAUUUGUCCAAAAUGAGCAUUAGAGUAUGUGUGACUGAUAUGCAUACUGGUGGUGAGCCUCUACGUAUAAUAACUUCUGGGUAUCCGGAGAUAAAAGGUAAUACGCUACUGGAAAAAAGACGUUAUGUAAAAGAUCAUUUAGAUCAUAUGCGUACAUUUCUUAUGCAUGAACCUAGGGGUCAUUUUGAUCAGUAUGGUGCAUUGUUAGUCGAACCUGACAAUAAAGAAGCUGAUAUUGCUGUGCUUUUCAUGCACAAUGAGGGUUAUAGUACAAUGUGUGGGCAUGCAAUAAUUGCUUUGGGAAGGUAUGUGGUUGACAACAAGUUAAACAAAAGUUGUUCAAAUGUUUUCAAUGGCUAUGCUGAAACAAAAAUCCAAUGCCCUUGUGGAAUGGUGCGGGCUAGAGUGGAAAUAAAUAAUGGCAGAUCCGGUGCUGUAAGUUUUGUUAGCGUUCCGGCAUUUGCAUACCGAAUUGAUGUAACUGUCAAACUUCCAUCUUAUGGGGAAGUCAAACUUGAUAUUAGUUUUGGUGGAGCAUUUUAUGCUUUAGUAGAUGUUAAUCAAGUUUCCUUGAAUUUACUGGAAACUCCAUCAACAAGUCUAAUUACUUUUGCUAAUGAAGUAAUCAGAGUUGUCAAAGAAAAUUUUAAAAUAACUCAUCCAUUUGAGGAAGACCUCUCGUUUUUGUAUGGUGCAAUAUUAACUGAUGGUAAUGACUCAAAUCCUAAUGAAGUCUCAAUAAAUUUGUGUAUAUUUGCUGAUAGCCAGCUUGACCGCUCUCCAACUGGUUCAGGUGUUACAGCUCGAAUGGCCUUACAGCAUGCUAAGGGACUUGUGGGUGUUAAUGAACAACGUUCUUUUGUAAAUUCAAAAACGAGAAGUAAAUUUACUGGAGAGAUUGUACAAACGACUAAGUUUGGAGGAUAUGAUGCCGUUCAGGUUAAAGUUGAAGGACAUGCGUACUAUACAGGAGAGAGUGUAUUUUAUAAUGAGGAUGGUGAUACGUUAUCUGGUGGCUUUCUUAUUAAAUAAUGUUUUCGACCAAGUACAGUCUACUUUGGAUGUUGAAUAUUUGUGCUUUUUGUAUUAUACAUUUACAUGCCGUACGUAACAACGUGUAAAAAUUAUUACUUUA